Messenger RNA from Annulohypoxylon truncatum, 1821 nucleotides. RefSeq names its product endoplasmic oxidoreductin. The record is from RefSeq and is a predicted model, not a curated record. The transcript is spliced from 2 exons. Lineage: Eukaryota; Fungi; Ascomycota; Sordariomycetes; Xylariales; Hypoxylaceae. The coding region runs from base 1 to 1821 and encodes 606 amino acids. Gene Ontology annotation, molecular function: protein-disulfide reductase activity; thiol oxidase activity; FAD binding. Gene Ontology annotation, cellular component: endoplasmic reticulum; endoplasmic reticulum membrane. Gene Ontology annotation, biological process: protein folding in endoplasmic reticulum.
AUGUCGCCUUCGUUGUACAACGUAGUUAUCUACCUCUACCUCACGGCCAGUUCUCUGGCAGCGAUCCCAUCGCAAUACCAAUUCUUAAUCUCUAACCAAAAUGAAACCGUCCAGAUCUCUCCCCGCGCUAUCGUGUCUGACGCAUGUGCUUCCUAUUCUACGCUCGAAAAGUUAAACGGAAAAGUCAAACCCGCCCUAGACGAGCUGACCCAAGAAACCGACUUCUUCUCUUACUACCGUUUGAAUCUGUUUAACAAAAAAUGUCCUUUCUGGAACGACGAAAAUGCCAUGUGUGGCAAUAUAGCUUGUGCAGUGAACACAAUAGACAACGAGGAAGAUAUACCUAAGAUAUGGAGGGCAAGCGAGUUGAGUAAGCUAGAAGGACCGUCUGCGAAGCAUCCUGGAAAGACAGUGCAGAAAGAACGACCGAAAAAGCCAUUACAAGGCAUAUUAGGAGAGAAUGUUGGCGAGAGCUGUAUAGUGGAGUACGACGACGAAUGUGACGAGCGAGAUUACUGUGUGCCAGAGGAUGAAAGCGCAAGCGCUAAGGGCGACUAUGUCAGCUUAGUCCAUAACCCCGAACGAUUCACAGGAUAUGCCGGCGAAGGUGCUAAGAUGGUAUGGGAUGCUAUCUACAGAGAGAACUGUUUCCAGAGAUCUUCGUUCCCUCAUUCGGCAUCCCUUGGGACUAGCCCUGUGGCCAAAGGACCAGCUGCGCAAGACUUCCGGAACGUUCUUCAAGAUGCGGAGCGCCAGCAGAUUUUGCAGCAACACCAACAAGACCCAAACACUAUUUUCGCGCAGGCCGGGCUCGAGGGCGAGGGUGACUGUCUGGAAAAGCGCGUGUUCUAUCGCGUAGUAUCCGGUAUGCACGCAAGUAUCAGCACGCACCUUUGUUGGGAUUUCCUGAACCAGACCACUGGGGAAUGGCAACCUAAUGUGGGUUGCUACAAGAGUCGCCUACACACACAUCCUGACCGUAUUUCCAACUUAUACUUUAACUACGCGCUCCUCACCCGCGCAGUCGCUAAGAUCGGACCACACCUACAGGACUAUACCUUCUGUACGGGAGAUCCGGACCAGGACGCCGCUACGAAGGCCAAGGUUCUCGCCGUAACACAGGAAGCGGCAUCAGUACCUCAGAUCUUCGAUGAGGGCCUCAUGUUUAAGAACGGUGAGGGUCCAUCCUUGAAAGAGGAUUUUAAGAACCGAUUCCGGAAUGUUAGCCGUGUUAUGGAUUGUGUGGGUUGCGAUAAGUGCAGACUUUGGGGCAAGUUGCAGACGGCAGGAUACGGUGCAGCACUCAAGGUGCUGUUCGAAUUCGACAAUGACAGCGAUGAGAUCCCGGUCCUCAAGCGAACCGAACUUGUAGCGCUAUUCAACACUUAUGCAAGGCUAAGCAGCUCGAUGAGAGCUAUUGUUGGUUUCAGAAGCAUGGUUGAGGCCGAGGAGAAGCCCAGGCAAAACGUUAUUCCUGACCGAGCCAAAAAGCCACAUGCAGUCAGCGUCUCACCAAGGCCAUCACAAACUACAUCAGCAGAUGCCGAGUCGGAGCUUGAGGACGGUUGGGACAAGGAGGAAGGUGAUGUACCACCUAAGCGAAAACGCCGCGAACCCGAGACGACGGGCGAAAUCUUCCAAGAUGAGCUUGGUAGGGUGAUUAAGGCGACCAAGAUCGUCUUGGAAAACUGGAUCGCCUUCCCCAAGACAUUCUCCCGGAUCCUCAUCUUGGAACUUCAGCGCCUCUGGGAGUUUUAUAUUGGCCUGCCGAUCACGCCUCGUACCUGGUCAUUCCAGCGGCCCAGCCUCGACGAGCUGUAG